Messenger RNA from Oncorhynchus mykiss (rainbow trout), 1461 nucleotides. RefSeq lists its product as uncharacterized. The record is from RefSeq and is a predicted model, not a curated record. Lineage: Eukaryota; Metazoa; Chordata; Actinopteri; Salmoniformes; Salmonidae. Gene Ontology annotation, molecular function: protein dimerization activity.
UGCAAGGAUAUCACCAGUACGUGCCAUUUUUCAUCUGGACAUUUCUUCAAAAAUAAUGGGCACAAUGAGGAAGAAGAAAAUUGGAAAUUCAAGCCCGAAAAAUACCAAAAGUAUGAAAAGGAUGUUAAAGCCAGUUAUAGAGAAGAAAAGACGAGACCGAAUAAAUCAGAGUCUUAGCGAGCUAAGGAUUUUGUUACUGAACUACAAAUUAGAUUCGCGUUUACAGAACCCCAAACUGGAGAAAGCAGAGAUUCUAGACCUGGCUGUGGAAUAUCUUCAAAAAAGGACAGACAAACGAAGCAUAAGCAAUGAUUGUUCCAGCCAGGCUGUGUGUGGGCCGAAGGAGGAGCAGCAGGUUAUUCACAGUGAGGCCUCCAUGGCAGGCGCCCCCAGUCCCCCAACAGAAGCAUUCCCCAGGUCUGCUCUCCCUGCCAUCUACACGGCAGGCUUCCAGCAGUGUGUCUCUCACCUGGCUGGCUUCAUGGGCAGCAGCAGCCCCUUGGAGAAAAAGGGCUUCAUCCUCCUCCAAGGGCUGAAGAGCUACAUAGACAGUCAGUGCCCAACCACAAACACCAGUACAGCCAUGUACCCAUCCAGUCAGUACCCAACCACAAACACCAGUACAGAGCAGCUGCAGUGCCCAUCCUCCUCGUCAUUAACAGACAUCCAUCUGAGGUCAGGUGGUAAGGAGAUGGCUCAUUGGGCGGACAUGGUGCCUGUGAGAGAGGGAUGCCGUCCCUCUAAACAGGGGGCAGUUCUCUGCCUCCGCAAAUCCACUUUGUCGACUACCCACCAUUCUUUCUGCCAACCUAAUGGCCACUCGUACCCCUUGACACCUGACUAUCUCUCCCCACUGUCUCCUUGCCUUUCUUGUUCUUCUUCGGUUUUCACCACCCCUCCUCCAUACUCCUCGUUUCCCAGUCACUUUAGUUUCCCUCCCAGCCUGUCACGUAUUUCCUCCAACCCCUCAUCCUGCUCCGGAUCCCCGUCGCUACAUAACAUCCCUUCUCCAACACUUGGUUUUUCACCCACCCUCCCUCUCUCAAGUCCUCCCACCCUCCCUCUCUCAAGUCCUCCCGGCCUCCCUCUCCCGAGCCCCCCUCUCGACCCCUUUCCCUCCCAUACGUCUCUGUGGUCCCCUGUGCCUGCACAAAGGCAAGAAUUAUUUAUUAGCUCCACACACUGGAGACCCUGGUAGAAAGCCAGGUGUGUGCCAACUGACAGAGGGACUAUGAAACAGUUCAACUGGACCAACGUUAGAGAAACGGACAAGAGGAGAGAGCCACCUGGUGGAGAUCAUGGAGGUAACCUGAACAUGACCCUGCUGCUGCUGACACUAAUAUGGUGCUCUUCUCGUUUGAUCAACUUUCCUCGUCAUCUCUGAAAUGUUCCCCAUAUUUGUAACAUGUCAGUAUUCAAUAAUCUCUCUCAUUCAUUAUUUAGAUAGUCCUUGUAAAUAUG